AUGUCAUGCUGUAAAAUGAUUGUGUUUUGUGUCAUUACAGGUAAUAUAGAGCAGCACGUGCCAACUGAAACUUCCACAUCCCGGCCUGAAGUUGGAGAUAUUCUCACACGUCUGGAUAUGUGGCCUCUGAGAGCUGCCAUUUUUUUGCUCUGUUGUGCUGGUUGUUGGUGCUGUAAUCUGACCAAGGCGUAUGUCAAGUCCAAGAACUUCUUCAGUGUUCUCCAUUGGGAAGCUGUUGACAUCCCAGGUCAAACGGUUCUCUACAGUGUUCAGUACAACCUUUAUGGGACUUUAUAUCAUCCAGUGACGUGGUGCCAGAACAUCUCCGCUCCUGUUUGUGACCUGACUGAUGUGAUGAGUGAUGUGUCGUCCUCUGUGAGCCUUAAAUAUCAUGUCAGAAUCACUGUCGGUGGACUGUGCAUGGGUGACGUGAAGUUCUCUCCAUUCUGGCAAACCACAUUGGCAGCACCACAGCUGUCAGUAGCGUCAAACAAAACUCAUCUGAAUGUGACGGUUUCCCCGCCGAUGAUCCCUUGGAAUCGCUCUAUUGAGAAUGUCAUGUCCCGGGUAGGGGUCAAGUACACAGUUCAUCUGACACAUCCCAAGUCAGAGGAUGGAAAGGUAUUUGAGGACACGUCUCGCUCAGUGUUUAUAAGGCUUAUGGAAACAGACGUGCAGUACUGUGGUGAUGUGGUUUAUACACUCACACACCCCGCCAGGUCCAUUCACAGUGAAAGCGCCUCCUUUUGUGUGGAUGACUCGGCACCAAAUUCCAGGUUUCAUAUAUUAAUGUGGCCCGGUCUGCUGGUUCUGCUGCUGUUGAUCAUUCUACCCAUUACACUUUGCCAGAUGUCUAUAAAGAGAAAGCGUUCCUUACCCAAAGUGCUGAUGCUGUCAAAGAACACCAGUCGUCCAUUUUGUUCAAAUCCCCGGGACGACAUAUCUAAAGUGGAAGUGUGGUCUGGAUUUGUUGGGAACUGUGAUCCACAGCCUAUUUUUGCCCAGCAGAAGUCAGAGAUCGGGGUUAAUGUGCCUGCUUAUGCAUCCCAGGAGCCCUACAGAUGUCAACAGGACAUCCCGGUCCCCGACAGCAGAGAGUCUUCAGUGCAUUACAGCCUCUGUUUGCCCUUCCAGAGCUUCAACGGACCAUCAUCCGAUGGCAGAGCAGAUGAGACCAGCUCGGAUUCGAUUGGUGCGGAGCCCGUUUUGAGCAUUUCAGACACUGAACGCAGUAGCGAGACCCUGGUGGUACCAGUUAGGCCCGCUGAAAAUGGUGCGCUGCAGUUUCAUGGCUGCUUAUUUCAGUUUGACGCUGAUCUAAGUUCUCCAGAUGCGGAUCAGGAAACUGGAGAACAAGCGCCUUUACUAACUGACCUAGUUCAUAGGCGUAACUCAGACUAUCUGCCUGUACAUGUUUCUGACAUGGUGACGUCAAACUACAGGCAGAACUGGCUGCCGGGGAUUCCUCUGGAGGGAAAACAAGACCAGAGGACUUAUAUUCUGAGGACAGACCACCCGCAGGACGUAACUGAGCCCGAGGAGGACUUCAGGGAUGGAGAGGAACCUAGAGUUGGCGUGGUUAUUUUGGACAAGUGGACGGGAUUGUCUUUGUCUUGCAAUUAA
Messenger RNA from Rhinichthys klamathensis goyatoka, 1623 nucleotides. It is a transcript of the gene ifnlr1, whose product is annotated as interferon lambda receptor 1. Gene Ontology annotation, molecular function: protein binding. The transcript has 8 exons. The record is from RefSeq and is a predicted model, not a curated record. The coding region runs from base 1 to 1623 and encodes 540 amino acids. Lineage: Eukaryota; Metazoa; Chordata; Actinopteri; Cypriniformes; Leuciscidae.